AUGAGGCUCCUGGGCAUCGUCUGCAGCCUGGCUCUUCUCAGCCUGUCCUCCUCCUUCACAGUAGGGCUGCUCUUUGUCUCUCUGUCUGUCUCUGGCUGUGUCACUCAUGCCAUUGAUGGAGAUGGUCUUAUCAGGAGAGACAUCCCAUUCAUCAACAAAGGAUUGAAAACUCCAGUUGUGCAUGGAGACAUUGCCCUACCUCCUGGUCGCAAUGGGCUGGUUGACAAGACCUACAGAUGGACAUUCCCCAUUCCAUACAUCCUGACCGACUCCCUUGAUCUGAAUGCUAAGGGGGUGAUCCACCAGGCGUUUGAGACCUACAGACUGAAGUCCUGUGUAGACUUUAAACCUCAUGAAGGAGAGGCGAGCUUCAUCAAAUUUGAAAAGCUGGAUGGUUGCUGGUCGAUGGUUGGAGACCUGAAGGAGGGCCAGCAGCUCUCUCUGGGCGAGGGCUGUGACUACAAAGGCACCAUCAUGCAUGAACUCCUCCACGCCCUCGGCUUCUACCACGAACAGUCCCGCACUGACAGGAACGACUACGUCGACAUCUGGUGGGACCAAGUCCUGCCCGGUAUGGAGCAUAACUUUGACUAUUACGUCGACAGCUACAUAACAGACCAGAACACACCAUAUGACUAUGAGUCCAUCAUGCAUUACGGCCCCUACUCCUUCAACAAGGACCCAAAUUACCCCACCAUCACGGCCAAGGACCCCGAGAUGACCAAGCUGCUCGGCCAGUACAACGACUUCAGUGACAUGGACCUGCUGAGACUGAAUAGGAUGUACAACUGUUCCGCUCCACUGACUCUGUUGGACCAGUGUGCUUUUGAGUCCAAGAGUGUGUGUGGAAUGAUUCAGAACGCCAAAGACAACGCAGACUGGACCCUCACCCCCAGCACUCCGGCAGCACCUGACCACACUCUAGUGGGACAGUGCAACAAUGCUGGAUUCUUCAUGCUCUAUCCCACAAACACCGGGCUUCCUGAUGACUCAGCAUUUUUAGAGUCCAGGAUCCUGUACCCUAAAAGGAAGCUCCAAUGUCUGCAGUUCUUCUACAAGAUGACUGGAAGCCUGAAGGACAAACUUGUGAUUUGGGCCAAGAAGGAGGACCCCAAGGGGAAUACCCUUUCCACCACAGCAGCUGCCACUUUCUACGGUGAUGAUGACCACUCCUGGAAAAUCGCACAUGUGCCUUUCACCAUGGAUGGCAAAUUCCGCUAUGCCUUCCAGGGUCUCCGCGGAGACCCGUCUAGCUCCAAGGGUGGCAUUGUGAUCGACGACAUCAGUUUGGCAGAGACACGGUGCCCGAGUGGAGUUUGGCGCAUUGCCAACUUCAGCCAACACAUUGCCAACAUGGCCCCGGGUGAGUAUCUCCAGAGCCCACGCUUCCACAGUCCCGAGGGCUACGGCUUUGGCAUCCAACUCGUGCCCAACUCGGAGGUGUACUCCGGCUGGAUGGGCGCCUUCCUCCACCUUACCAGCUGGGUGAACGACAACGUUCUCCAGUGGCCGGCGGGGAACCGACAGGUCACCAUAACGAUUCUGGACCAGCACCCCGACGUGACGCGCCGUCAGUCCUUCUCCUACAGCUUCACCACAGAACGCAUGCAGCUCAUACCUGGCACCAACCAAAACUUCUGGGGCAAGCCUGAGUUGGUGGGUACGUACGACCCUUCCUGUGAUUGCUACCGCGGGCCGACCUGGGGUUGGAACGGUUUCUUCUCCCACAGUGAGCUCCAGCAGCGGAGGAGCUACUUGAAAAAUGAUGAUCUCAUUCUCUUCAUCGAGUUUGAAGAUCUCACCUCUCUGGACAAUCUCGUUCAGCCAAGAACAGGCGCCGUCUGAGAAGACUGAGAAGGAAAUGUCACUCUCACAAGCUUUGAUAACUCUCUCUAAUAGAUAAUCAGUAUUUUAGGCUCUCAUUACCAAAUGUCUUGCAUUUUAAGAAAUAAACAUUUACCCCACCAACAUUUACCAAAAGUCUGCACAACUCUUGUCUUCCAGAUGCAAGGGAACACUGCACAAUUCUUUAGUCACAUGUUAACACCUAGAGAGCUGCCCCUUUUACUACACAUUAGUGGAUCUGUCUCGAACACUUGUCUGGAUUUAUCCUUAACACUCAUAUAAACAGUGUGUCAGUUAAUGCAUAAUCCAGUUGUCCAUUACUGACUCUCUCCUAAUUUCAUAAAAUGUAAGUUGAAAUGUAAGCACUGCCUGAAAUUUGUUUGUGUGUUACUUGACCCAAGUGAGAAUGAACAGUUAUAUACGCUGUUCCCAGU
Sardina pilchardus (European sardine) is the source of this 2279-nucleotide messenger RNA. Its product is annotated as meprin A subunit alpha-like. The transcript has 12 exons. Gene Ontology annotation, biological process: proteolysis. The record is from RefSeq and is a predicted model, not a curated record. The coding region runs from base 1 to 1845 and encodes 614 amino acids. Gene Ontology annotation, molecular function: protein binding; metalloendopeptidase activity; zinc ion binding. NCBI's taxonomy places the organism in Eukaryota, Metazoa, Chordata, Actinopteri, Clupeiformes, Clupeidae. Gene Ontology annotation, cellular component: membrane.